Molecule: messenger RNA, 915 nt
Organism: Episyrphus balteatus (marmalade hoverfly)
Lineage: Eukaryota; Metazoa; Arthropoda; Insecta; Diptera; Syrphidae
Product: lipase member H-A
Exons: 7
Coding region: 1-888 (295 amino acids)
Molecular function (GO): lipase activity
Source: RefSeq, a predicted model, not a curated record
AUGGCGAGAAAGAGGAAGCUCGUGCCUGUGGCAGGAAAGGGACCACGUUUCGGAGUUGAGCUGAGUAUUAAGACACCGUGGAGUCUUUACAAAGCCGGAUAUAGUAAAAAUAGAGAAUCUGUGUUUCUUAUACAUGGAUUUAAUGGAACUGCUCAAGACAACCAUUUAGUUUAUCUGCGAGAUGCUUACUUGUCACGGGAUUAUAAUGUGAUUACAGUUGAUUGGAAACCAUUGACGCAAUAUCCAUGCUAUUUGACAGCACUUAUAAAUACAAGAUUGGCUGCACAGUGUGCCGCACAGAUUUACUCUUUUAUCACACACCAUGGUACGCCUCGUGAAAAAAUAACGUGUGUAGGACAUUCUCUCGGUGCCCAUAUUUGUGGAAUGAUAAGUAAUCAUCUUACAAAAAAGCAGUAUAGGAUCAUUGGUUUGGAUCCAGCUCGGCCGCUAAUCGAACGAAAGAAAACUGACAGUUUUCGGCUAACAAUUGACGAUGCCACUGUUAUUCAAGUAAUUCAUACAAAUGCAGGUUUCCUGGGGCAGAGUGAAAAUACAGGACAUUUAAAUUACUGCAUAAAUGGUGGAAUGUAUCAACCAUACUGCAGAGGACAUCCAAUAAGAAGAUCAAGAUGUAGCCAUUUUAUGAGUAUUUGCUUUUUGGCAAAUGCAAUGUUCAAACACAAGAAAUUCAUAGGUAUUCCUUGUCCCAAUGGCUGUGUCAAGGUAUCUGGACCAGGAAGAUUACCAGUAACAACAAGGGAUCCUUUUAAAAUUGAAUCUCUGUUGCAGGAGUAUAAAAUGGGUAACGAUGCACCGGAUAAUGCCCGUGGAUGUUUUUGUCUCGAUGUGCCUUAUGCCAAACAUUGUCCAUUUACACAAGCUGAAUAAAUACAAAUAAAUUACAAUUUUCUUAAA